Paramecium sonneborni is the source of this 1252-nucleotide messenger RNA. NCBI's taxonomy places the organism in Eukaryota, Ciliophora, Oligohymenophorea, Peniculida, Parameciidae. The record is from the annotation of a GenBank genome assembly.
AAGCGGCAAAAUUUAGUCAUGGAUUAAAUUGACAUAGAAACAAUCAAUUAAUAAGCUAGAAAAGCUAAAGAACUCUUUAAUGAAGGUAAACAUAAUGAAGCUGAGUCUAUGAUGUAAGGAGUUAUGUAAUAAGCAUUAACUUAUUAUAAAGAUGAAUUAGCAGUAGAAAUGGCAGAAGUAUAUUUUUAUUAUUAUUAUAAUUAGUAUUAUUAUAUGUAUGGAACUAUUAUAGUAUUAAAAUUAAGUGAACAUCAAGAUGUAUUUGGUUAAAGAACAAGAGAAGCUGAAAAUAAUGCACUUGCUGUUUAAGAUCCUGAAUAUACUUAAAGUGAUAAUGAUGGAGAAUAAAUUGAAGAUGGAGAUAUUGAAGAAGAACAUAAAGUUUAAGAUAAUAAACCUACUGAAAAUAUUGAAGAUUUAGAUGAUUUUCAUAUUGCAUGGGAAAAUUUGGAAGUUGCUAGAGUUAUAUUAGAAAAAGAAAUAUCAAUUUAAAAAAAUAAAGAUAUUUAAGAAUUUAAAUAUAUUAGAAAUCUUGCUAAAGUUUAUAUUAAACUUGCAGAACUUGAUUAAUGGAGAGAUAAAUUUGAUGAUGCCUAAGAAAAUUUAUUAAAAUCUUUAUAAUUAAGAUUAUAAUGUGAAAAUCCAGAAAUAUCUAGAGAUAUUGCUGAAACAUACUUUUUUUUAGGAAAUGUUACGUUAUAUAAUUAUAAAGAAGGAAAAGAAGAAGAAGCAUUAAACUAUUAUUUAAAAGCUUUGCAAAUUUUAGAAAAUCAUUUAUGUAAAUUAUAGAAUAAAGAAUUUAAAUAAGUAAUUAUAUUAUUAAUUGUAGAUUAUUCUUUAAGAUACUUAUGAUAGAGAACAUUUAAAAUUAUCAUUUUUAGAUAAUGAUGAUUCAAAAGAAUUAAAAUAAGUUUUAUCAAUGUUAUAUGAUAAAGUUGAAGAUACAAAUAUUGCAUGGAAAGAAAUUUAAACUGAUGAAUGGAAAAAAGCACGUGAAGAAAUGUUAAAUAAAGCAUAAAUUAUGUAAUAAUAAUAAGUAUAAUAAUAAUAAUUCACUUCAUAACCAAUUUAAGAAGAAAGAUAAAUUAUUUAAUUAGGAAAUUUUGGUAAUGCUAGAAGAAGAAUAGAAGUAGUUGAAAAAUAAUAAUAACCAUAAUAAUAAUAACCAUAAUAAUAAUAAUAAUAAUAAUAAUAAUAAUAAGCAGAAGAAUUACCUUAAGAAGAAGCAAGUAAAAAAGUUAAAAUUGAUUGA